AGAUUUUACAUACGCGGUAACGGAGAUGAAUACCUUACCUCUAUUUUCUCACCGUCGCAGUCACCUGCAGGCUAUAUAUCUUGGCGAUGAAUUGCCUUGUGAAAUAACUUUGUCCUCAGUGCGCGGCUUGCCUUUAGUGUCAGGACCGCGCCGAUAUAUCCGAGGCCGAGUGCAUCUAGAUCUACCUACUAGAUAUGGAUAAUCCUAUAAUAAAGCUAAGUAAGCGACCCAUGCAUCUCAGUUGAUUCCCCGGCUUUUAUAUCCAUCGAUCAAUUCUUCAAGAUGAUUAUGCAUUAUAGCCGAUCAGGCCCAAGAGCCUUUCUUCCAUCGUUGUCUCGAGAUGCUCAUGGUUUGGCGACGCGUCUGCCCGAAGAUAUUCAAAAGAGUUACUAUAAAACAUGUCGGUUCAUCUCAACACAAUUGACUAACUCUUAUCAAAGAGCCAAGUCAUAUAUAAAAUCUGUCGAGUGGUCGAGAUGGAUACGCGCGGGCUGUUGGGUGGUCUCUAUACUCUGGACCGUCAUGAUACUGGGUUUCUUCGCAUUUCUUGGCUUAUAUGGUGCUAUGUCUUAUAGGUUUGAGAGUGAAGACUCAGCCUGCCGAUCUGACGACACUUUUAAUCCUGUAAUAUCUGAGUAUAAUGCUUGGACAAUAUCAGGGUUCUUCAAGAUAAAUCUAGGCUUUGGAAGCUUGACAUUUACGGAGGCAAAGAUAGUUAGUAUACUUUGGGACAUAAUAAUAGCCCGCGGGGUGCAAGCGUAUAUGGUGUUCAUGUCCUGGCAUGCCUUUACCAUCUACGUAACAACGUCGAUGGAAUUUACCCCCGUUACCUAUACGGUCUUUUUCACCAUAUUCCUCCAGGUCGAACCUACAUUUUACUCGACGGUCAAUAUCGCACGAGCCUUUAUCUCCCAUCGUGGUCUGAGGUCUAAAAUUGCCAUGGGCUUUAUGGUCUGGAGUAUGAUAUUCCUUAUGGCAUGGCCAACAGUUGCUAGUGCUAUGACUGGAUAUACGUCAGUCAGAGAAGCACUCGUCUUGGAUUAUAAUGGCCAUUACAUUCCUUUCAGAGAAUUUCAACCCAUAGCAUAUAUCAUCCAUGACGGAUGGAGAGUUAACUUGACAGGUGACUACAUCGUGUCUCUUUUUGGUUCCGGAGGAACUGCCAAGGAACCUACUGUUAGUUACCGAGAUGACUCCUUUUGGGGCGCCUGCUCAUUUGAUAGUCUAUCGGUGUCGGAAGUCAAUUGCUCUCUACAAGAGGCAGUGUCCAAUUAUGUGUCGACUUAUGGGUUCUUCGGCCUGAAGCAUACGAUAUCUGCCUUCAACGGAACUGAGAUACCCAGUCCAGUUUUGAACAUAUCCGCUUUUUACAUCAAUCCUGAUGGGGAUUUCUAUGGUGCUUCAUUUUUCAGCAAUAUAUCGAACGCAGCCUUCGUAUAUAACAAUCAGAUAUACCCCUUCACCUACGUGAUGAAGAACGGAAGCUGCCAACCCAUAGUAGAUACCCUAAAAUGGGGAUUUUCAUUCAUACAAGUAUUCAUCGCCCUCUUGUCCUUAACUAUUUGGACGAUAGGGACAGGUAUGUUGUGGUAUGAAGCUCGAUCAAACUUGCGUCUCCUACGCCGGGCAGUUGUACCGAAAGGUUGGCGUUCUAUACUAAUACUAGCUGAAAAUAUGAAAAAAGAAAUGGACAGGGCCGGACUUGAUGCACAUUCAUUGACGGAUCAGCAAUUUGAGGACGAAAUUAAAACACGAUUUCAAGGGGGAUCUGUCUCUCUUAGAUGACAUUGAUGAUUUAUCAUCUAUUACGGCCAUUAAAUAAAAUCAAGGUUUACUAGAGAUGCAUAUUUGUGGUAUUUGAUAUGUGAUAUACUACACUAAGUUUAGCCUUGUUGUUCCUUGUGAGCACCCUGCCAUCCAAAUAUAUCCUAAUUUGCAGCAAUCACUUUCGGGGGUUCAAGCGCUAAUAUUUUCCUAGCCGCAUGUUCAGCUGCUGAGACAAUCAUUG
This is a messenger RNA of Annulohypoxylon truncatum, 2008 nucleotides long. RefSeq lists its product as uncharacterized. NCBI's taxonomy places the organism in Eukaryota, Fungi, Ascomycota, Sordariomycetes, Xylariales, Hypoxylaceae. The record is from RefSeq and is a predicted model, not a curated record. The coding region runs from base 283 to 1785 and encodes 500 amino acids. The transcript has 5 exons.